Messenger RNA from Thamnophis sirtalis, 1841 nucleotides. Lineage: Eukaryota; Metazoa; Chordata; Lepidosauria; Squamata; Natricidae. The record is from RefSeq and is a predicted model, not a curated record.
AUGCAAAAUGAUGUCCAUGGGUUCAUGAAGAGUCAGAAGUAUCUGAACCACACCACGGCGUCUUUUUUGGCUCCUUGGCCUGAACUCAGUGAUCAAUGCAGCUCCCUAAAGGAACUUGACAGUUCACGAGAAAGUAAGCAUUCAGAAAUCAGCAUUAAUCAUUUCUCCAUGAUGGCCCGGCCAUAUGCUAUAUUACUCGAGGAAUCAGCCGAUCGGCAGUAUGAAAUCCCUCAGCCAUUUCGCCAUUCCAAACCACCCAAAGACGGUUUCCUGAUAGAGCAAGUCUUUAGCCCUCACCCUUAUCCGGCAUCACUCAAAUCCCAUAUGAAGACCAACCCUCUUUACACAGACAUGCGCUUGACAGAGCUGGCUGAAGUGAAACGAGUCCAGCCUUCGUGGACCGUUGAGGAGUACACCAGGAAUUCGGGAGAGAAAGGGAAGUUGGCAUCUUUGGACCUACAGACUCAAGAAUCCUUGAAUCCCAACAAUUUAGAAUAUUGGAUGGAGGAUAUCUAUACACCAGGAUACGAUUCGUUAAUAAAGCGUAAGGAGGCUGAAUUCCGAAGAGCGAAAGUUUGUAAAAUAUCUGCUCUAAUUGCAGCCGCCGCCUGUACAGUUAUUUUGGUCAUUGUGGUUCCAAUAUGUACUAUGAAAUCGUGAAUCCCCAGGAUGGCUGAAUCGACAAACUGCCUUGUACAGAACUUUGCUUUGGAUAUCCCAUCGAUGUUUAACAUACUACCGUAUGGCAAAAAAUAAAAAUAAAAAAUGUUCCCACUAGUUGGGAAGGAUACGUCGGAGGAUCCCAACAAAGCAAGCAUGCAAAGAAUUUUAGGUGUAUUUUUUUUAAAAUUGUAUUCAUUUUAAAGAAAAAAAGUACAACAUCCUUUUAAACCAGCAACAUGCCUCGCAGACUUAAAGGCUCCUCGGUUUAAAUUUUUACAAGUGGAUUUUCCCCGUGUCCUCUGAAGACAAGAAAAAAUGUCCUCCUGUAACUGGAAAUGGAUGAAGAGCAAAAAGUGGGGGUGUUUUUUCUCCUUCCUGUACUUUUAUACUGAAUUAUUAUAUAUAGAUGACUAUUAAUUCUUGUACAAUAUUGCAUUUACCAGACAGAGAGCAACCCUUAGCGUUUCCCGAAAUGUAAACUAUCUGAAUGUAUUGUGUAUCCCAUUUUGUUACACGUUCUUUAUGGGUUAAGUUUCGAAAACAGAUUGUGCGAUUCUUGGAGAGAUUGUGUGUUCCUACCCCUGGGAUUCAUAAGGGCUGUUUGUAAUCUGGUCUCGCCCUACAGGUUCCUUUGAGAUCAUCCCAGGGUCUGGAGGUCAUGCCAUCUGCUGUAGACCAAAAAAAGGUUGCGUUGAACAAGCCCUUUCUGAAAGGGAACAUUUGCAUAAAUGUCACAUUUAUGAAAAAGAACCUGGCAUGUGCACCGCAGUCCUUUGACUUUUUUUUCCCCCACCUCCACAAAUGGUACCUAAAUGUCUUCCUUUCAUCCAGCUUUGGCCAUCUGCAAUCAAAUGACUUCCAAGAAGUGCUUCUUGGCUUUCAUACAUUCUUGGAACUAUAAGCAAGAAAGUGAAAAUAUUACAAAAAAUCCUCCCUCAUUCCUUUUACGUGUUGAAAGAGGCUGUUUAAAGUAGCACCAUUGUGAAGGUGAAUAGAUGUGUCCCAGGAUAAUGUUGCAGGAUCAGUCUGGGUCAAUCACCGGGACCAGAGGUUUUGUCUUCUGAGUCGGAGUUGUACUGGAGGCCAUCCUCGGGGAAAUUCUUGUUCUAACCCAGGCUUCCUUAAAAAGCAAGAAGCUAAGUCUUGGUCCCAGCAAAACCCCUUUUAUUUAUAUGACU